AUGACAAACACCGGAGUAGAUGGAGUUCGCGAUGGUCCCGCUCAGCCCAACAUGAAGAAUGAUAGCAUCACCGCAAUGCAUCCAAACUCACCACUAUCGACCGAUUCGUUUCGCGACAUCACUGCCGAGUUCUUUGAAGCAUCAGCAAAACUCAAUGUUGGCCAGCUCGUCAAAGACCCAUAUUUCACCCUGCUCCAGGCAGUUGGUGCCUUAGAGAUUAUGGACCCAAAGAUGGACAGUGGUAUGCUAGAAGCGGAGUAUGAAUCCUUCAAUGCUUUAAAGCCAAGGCUACCGGAAGAAGUUAUUGGAAUAAUGGACCAGUUACUGUCCUACGAGAUGGCGUGGCACAACGGAAGCGCUCUCUCGCAGACAGUUUUCACUUGUCUGUAUAUCGAUAGACUCCUUUCUUCGGGCCCGGAAACACUUGCACAAGCAACCUUUGCUAGUUUUACUGGAAUAGAAGGAGAUACAGACUCCAAAGAGCGACAAUUACUAGAAAAUGUGUUAAGGCCAUAUUGUCUGGCUCUUAUCAAAUGUUGCUACUGCGUCAACCAACAGAUACAGAUGGAGCACAUAUAUGAAGAAGAAGAUUUUGUUACACAAACAUACAACGUAUCUCUGCUCGACUCUGUGGAACCAAACGAAAUUUUGAACAUCUUGGAUUCUGCUCUACAAUGGUUGGAAGCUACCAAGAACUCAUAUACCAACGAGAUCUUCGAGGCAUUAGAGUGCCGUUUAUUGCACCGAAAAUCCUUUUUUCGCGACCUUUCUCGUGAGAUUGAAGAAUGGGUUUCUGGGGUACCUUCUGAAUGGGAUUCCUCCCUCGAGCUUCUAGCAAAGGUUGAGAAAUCUCACCCGCUGGGGAAGCCGGUCUCGGAAGCAUUUAGCACGUCUGUACAAAGAAAGUUAGCAAGCCAGGUGCCACCGAGGCCAAUGGUUGAAAUUUCCUUUAAGGAUGCCACUUCUAGUUUGAAGAAAUUGUGCAUUGAAGGGAAGGAUGUAUUGAAAAUUUUGAAAUACCAGGGCUCGACUAAUCUAGUCAACUAUUUCCUGAACUUCAUGGCUCGAAAACCGUCACCUUCACCAUAUGUCCGCUCUCUUCUACAGUCUCUAUUCUUCAAAGAGAUGAAAAUUCUGGGGACAAUGCCAAUAAAACAACUCCUUUUUGACGAUGUGAGGGAAUUGACUAAUCCUGUAGAUUUACUAUUGGACCCACGGAAUGAAGCGGUUGAGGCGCCACAGGACCCGAGAUUUAACAUCGUAAAACGAACCAAUUGGUUCAUAGAACGUGCGGGGCGCUCGUACCUUGAUCUUUUCCGAAAUAUUUGCCAGAAUAGGUCCCGUUUACGAAGAAACUUAUGUCACGCCAUAUUAGAUUGGGAUUCUUUACAAGUUGAGUGCGAAGAAAUAGAUUCGGAGCUUCGUGAACUUACGCAAGAAGAACCACAAAAAACUCCAAAUGGUCCUCCUAGCUACUCAUUUCCGUUGUCUUCAUGGGUCUACCUUUACAAAUUGCGCCAGAUGGAAUGGAUCAUUCUUCUCGGGUUCGAGCUCGAGGUAUACCAACCACAUGAAUAUGCAGACAUGUUUUGGUACCUGCAAAUCUACGUCCGCACCAAGAUUGGACAUCUUGAGCGGAUUCGACAAUUUGCAGCCCUCAAUACUAAGGUAGUCUCGAAAAACAAAAAGAAGAAGGGAUAUUCAGCAAAUGCACAGCAACAAAAAUCCUUGUCGUUGUUGAAUUACUACCUACUUGAAGGAUCGGCCAUACAGGAGCUCGCUGGAGCCAUGGUCAAUGUUUAUGUUGCCCUGUCAAGGCUCACUUUGCUCAGAAAACCACCGCAGCCAUAUAGUUCUGAUCAUCUCCGCUAUGAAUUAAGGAUGAAGCCGUUUUUCACUAUAGGUUGCCCCGAAGUCGUCCCAUAUGAUAUAUUCGCGACUUUAGUAGAUAACCCACAAGUUGAAACAUUGGAGCUCCUUGAACUCGCAUCAGAAUCGAUUGCUCAAGCGCGCAAAGACUUUGAUCAACUGGGAAAACUCGAUGAGGAGACUUCCCGCACAGUACUAUGCGAAGACGCUUUUAAGAUCAACAACCGCGAGAUGCUUCGCUCUUGUAUUGGUCUCAGUGUUGCAGUGGCUCAGAUUACAAAGGCGUUGAAGUCUGCUGGGGGUGCAACUCAAGAAUAUUUGGAGGUUGAGAUCGAAAGGGCUAAAUAUCAUCCCUCUUUCCCGGUCCCGAGCAUCAAGAAUAAGGCUCCUAUCAAGACGGCACCUAUCAAGACAGAACCUAUCGAGACGGACCCUAGCAAGACGGAGCCUAGCAAGACGGACCCUAGCAAGACGGAGCCUAGCAAGACGGAACCUAGCAAGACGGAACCGAGCAAGACCGAACCGAGUAAGACGGAGCCUAGAAAGAAGACACCUAAGAAGAAGGCAACCGGCAAGAAGAAGUAG
Molecule: messenger RNA, 2454 nt
Organism: Morchella sextelata
Lineage: Eukaryota; Fungi; Ascomycota; Pezizomycetes; Pezizales; Morchellaceae
Exons: 10
Coding region: 1-2454 (817 amino acids)
Biological process (GO): N-terminal peptidyl-methionine acetylation
Cellular component (GO): NatC complex
Source: RefSeq, a predicted model, not a curated record